AGGUCCAACGAGCCCAUUUUAGAACAAAUGUAGGCUGAGAGAUUGGUCAUUCAUUCAUGCAUUCAUUCAUUCGCCCUUCAAUCUCAAGUGCAUCUCCUUGUUUGUGUUUCUAAAAGCUUGCUAUCAACGAAGACGUGUCUUUGGUAGUGAUGACACUGUGAUAGGUCGUCUCGGAGGGAGGAGAUAAGGUGCGCGCCGAAUAACUUCCCAUCGAGCGCGUGUUGUUGUCACGGCAGUAAAUGAACAUGAGCAGCAGCAGAUUUUACUCACGACUGCAAUCAUGUCGUUUUUAUUCCGGUGGUUUCAGAGCGACAUAUCAUCGCACGUUGGAUAGGAUCGAGUUAAUGCUGCCGCCUAAAUUAAGACCUCUCUACAAUCAUCCUGCUGGGCCUAAGACGGUGUUUUUCUGGGCGCCUGUUUUUAAAUGGGGUUUAGUUGUGGCUGGAUUCUCUGAUAUGACCAGGCCCCCAGAAAAGCUCAGUGUCUCUCAGUCCUGCGUCAUUACAGCCACAGGAUUCAUUUGGUCAAGGUACUGCUUGGUUAUCAUCCCUAAGAACUGGGCCUUGUUUGCUGUGAACUUCUUCCUGGGCAUGUGUGGAAGCAUCCAGCUCAUGAGAAUAUGGAGGUACAACCAAGAACUCAAGCUGAAAGGAGAGGAAGUGCCACAGUCUUGAAGCCCCACUUAUUCUGACGAGUGGAGCGGUGAAGUUUUGCUUUGUUACUCUAAAAGCAAUGAAUCUGCAUUUUGCACACAUCAGUCAUGUUAUAUAGAUCAAACAAAUAUGCUAUGUCUGUGUAAAAUAGAGAUUUGUUUUUAAAAAACUUCACAAUCGUUUUGAAUUUUAUCAUGUGAUAUUGAUUGUAAUUUAGAUAUUCUUGAUUGUAUAUUGUAGUGUGUGUUGUCUGAUCCAUAGUUUUAAGGGGUUCAUAUCAUAAGAAUGUAAAACAUUUAAUGGAGGUGUUAUAGGUUAUGUUGUUAUAGGUGUUGCCUUAUAUUGUAUAAUAUUGUUUUUUUGUGCCAGAACAGUCACAAUUGAAAUGCCGUUGAAACAACUAUUGAUGAAAAAAACUGUAUAUAUUUUAUGCCUUUAAGAAACUUUUCUUUGGCUUUACUCACUGCAUUUGCUAUUGCUGUAUCUAAUAUAGAUGUUUAGUUCCUACGUGAUGCAUGUUUUGCAUCGCAGUGUGCUAAAAUGUGCCACAAAUAUCGAAUGUUAAGUAUGAAAUGUCAUGGAUAUUUUUAGGGACUCUAUGUAUUUCUCAUAUUUUUCUAGUACAUCAGGUUUUUUCUCAAAAGAUUAAGGUGCAAUUUGAUUCCUUAUGAUAUGACCCCUUUAAAAUCUAACAGAAAAUGAACAGUCUUUUGAUAAAACAUCCUCUUACACUGUAUGCUAAAUCGCUGUUGCAUUUUUUUGCAUUAGCGACUGAGAUGAACAAAUGCAGUGAGCAAAGGUCAUUUGCUAGUCACAUACAGGAAUAGACAGACUUUGUCCUUUAUGGACAGAACAGACACACAAUGAUAGAAUGUUUUAAAGUGUAUAGUUCUAGUGCUUUUGCGCAUACAAUAAUACUGAUGUAUGUCAGUGUAGGCAUUAAUUAAAAUAAAGUCAAAAUAACAUGGA
Messenger RNA from Labeo rohita (rohu), 1622 nucleotides. RefSeq names its product mitochondrial pyruvate carrier 2a (gene mpc2a). Gene Ontology annotation, molecular function: pyruvate transmembrane transporter activity. The coding region runs from base 240 to 674 and encodes 144 amino acids. Gene Ontology annotation, cellular component: mitochondrial inner membrane. The transcript is spliced from 5 exons. Lineage: Eukaryota; Metazoa; Chordata; Actinopteri; Cypriniformes; Cyprinidae. Gene Ontology annotation, biological process: pyruvate import into mitochondria. The record is from RefSeq and is a predicted model, not a curated record.